AUGACGAGAGAAAAAGGCAGCGCCGCUGUGGCUCUCCGCCGCCACAUCGAGUCCGUCUCCAACGGCAAAGGAAACCUCACCGACGAGCAAAUAGUAAACCUACUCUGCUCGUUACACCGCCUCACCUACAGCCGCCUCGACCGCAACCUCCUAACUGAACGCGUUGCCAAAAUCACCCAGCUCCAGCGCCGGAGAGCAGGCGUCUUUUCCCAAGAUCCCGCUCCGUUCUCAGCCAGACGCCAAAAAAUCAAUGAGCCCGCUCCGUUCUCAGCGAAACGGAAAAAAAUCAAUGAGUUCUCCGCCAGUCCAUUGGAAAAGGGCGAUUGUAGUAAUAAUCCGAAAACGAUUGGGAAUUUAGGGCGGAGUGAUGAAUUAGGCCAUGGCAGGGGAGAGAUGAACAGGAAUGGGAGAAGGAGUGAGAGUGAGAGUGAGAGUGAGAAACAUAGUCGGCCAAGUUUUAGGGAUUUAUUGGGAAUCACUAGUGUGAUUGACGAAUUGAAGCAGGAGGUGGUUCGGCCACUGCAUCAGCUGAAGCUGCUGCGCCACCUCGGAGUCAAGCCUACGUCUCGAAUUCUGCUGCAUGGGCCACCCAAAUGUGGGAAGACCAUGUUGGCCCGAGCUGUUGCCAAUGAGGCCAGAUUGCCAUUGUUCGAAAUCUCUGUUGCUCGAUUGAUGCGUGGAGAUUUAGGUGCAGCAGAAGAAAAGAUCCGAAGAUUGUUCUUAACAGCAUACAUGAGAGCACCAUCUGUUGUGUUCAUUGAUGAAAUUGAUGCGAUGACUUCAGUAAAGAAAAGGACACUCAAGGAAGUAGAGUAUCGCAUAGUGGAUCAGUUGAUGGCUUUUAUGGAUGGGCGAGACAGACCUACCGGACCAGUAAAUGACGAUGUUAGUUUUGAAAGUUCUAAUAGUACACCUGGCUAUGUGCUGGUGAUUGGAGCCACCAAUAGGCCUGAUGCUCUUGACACUGCCUUAAGGCGUUUAUUUGAUCGUGAAUUUGCUUUAGGUGUUCCAGAUGAAUGUGAAAGGUUUGACAUUUUGUCAGCUCUAACGCGUAAUCUUAAGGUUGAAGUUGGUUUUGAUCCCAGGAAAUUAGCUAGGUCCACUAUGGGUUAUGUAGCAGGAGAUUUGGUAGCUCUAGCAAAAAAGGCUGGUAUGCUUGCUGUACAUAGUAUCAUGGGCAAGAGAAACACAGAGUAUCUCAAAGAACUGAGGCACAUGGUUGAACAUGGAGAAUGUUACAUGCAGCCAUUUUACGAUGAAGAAUUGGAGAACCUUAGCAUAACCAUGAAUCACUUUGUGCAAGCUGGAAAGAUGGUUCAGCUGUCUGCAAUUAUGAAAGAUUUUUUCACCACACUACAUGCAAAGUGGGAUGAUGUUGGAGGUCUUGAAGCAUUGAAAUCGGAGUUUGAACGCCAUGUAGUUAAAGCGAUAAAGUAUCCUCGAGUUUAUGAGCUAAUAUCAGAAUUAACGAUGGAAGGUGUUCUUGUGUUUGGUGCAACAAACAGGCUUGAAAUUGUGAGUCAUUCUUCACUCAUCAAAACACAAUUUGAUAGGCUUCUGUAUGUUCCUCUCCCUACUCCAGAAGAGCGAGGUGCGAUAUUGAAAGCUCUUACUCGAUGCAAGCCAAUAGAUCCCGAUGUGGACCUGAUGGCCCUAGGAAACGACGUGGCCUGUGAAAAUUUUAGUGGCCGUGAUCUAUUUACUUUGGUAACAGAAGCUUCUAAGUUCGCCAUUAAUAGACCAGCAUUGUCUGUUGGGAACCGCAUGACAAUCAAAUAUGCAGAUUUCGAGAGUGCGUUGGCGGAAGUCUCCCCUUCUCUCUCAGCCACGGUGCUGCUACUGGAAGUCAAGAAGUAG
Salvia hispanica is the source of this 1857-nucleotide messenger RNA. Lineage: Eukaryota; Viridiplantae; Streptophyta; Magnoliopsida; Lamiales; Lamiaceae. The record is from RefSeq and is a predicted model, not a curated record.